This is a messenger RNA of Pocillopora damicornis (cauliflower coral), 1198 nucleotides long. RefSeq names its product neuropeptide FF receptor 2. The record is from RefSeq and is a predicted model, not a curated record. Gene Ontology annotation, biological process: G protein-coupled receptor signaling pathway. Gene Ontology annotation, cellular component: membrane. Gene Ontology annotation, molecular function: G protein-coupled receptor activity. NCBI's taxonomy places the organism in Eukaryota, Metazoa, Cnidaria, Anthozoa, Scleractinia, Pocilloporidae.
AUGAUUGCCAACACAACCGUGAGGCAUUUCUCCGAGAACAGCACACAGACAACCGGCCAUACAGACUCGAGUAAUUUCAACCAAGCUUGUGAAAUAACAGCCGACUCCGCUGUAGAGAUUGCAGCUAAAGCUCUGGCUUAUAUUUCUAUUUUCCUGGUUUCGUUUAUCGGAAAUAUCUCUCUUCUUGUGGUCAUUUACAAGAACAAGCAGCUACGAAGAUCCAUCAACUAUUUCGUUUUCAACAUGGCUAUAUCCGACCUCUUCAACCCUUUGACCAUCAUGACUGUGAAGAUCGUUGAGAUCAUUUCAGGAUCGAGUUCCUGGAAAGUUGAUCGUCCGUGGCUUCUGGGAAACAUUCUAUGCAAACUUGCCUACUUUCUGCCAGAUGUUUCUCUCGUGAUUUCCAUUGGAAGUCUUCUUUUGAUCUCCAUAGACAGGCUCAUCGCUGUCGUCUUUCCACUGAAGACUAAACUUAUCUCCUCAAAAGUACGAUUGAUGAGUAUUCUAAGCAUCUGGUUUAUCGCCAUCGCCGUCCAUGCACCUUAUUUCUACACUUUCAAACUGAUCCGCGACGAAAAUGAAACGUAUUGUAAGUUGAAUUGGGGACCGGCAUUCGACCACAUGAAAACGCACAGAAGAUUUCUUACGGCAACUUUUAUCACUUUCAUCCCCAUUCCCAUUUGUGUCCUGGCCGGUGUGUAUAGCAUUAUCGCAUGGACAAUAAGAAAAAGGAACAAAAAAACUAAAGAGAAACUGUCUUGUCGCCAAAUCCAUCGAGAUCAGCAGCUGAGGAAAAUUGUCAGAUUGGCAAUGGCCAUUAUGAUUUCCUUCGUUUCCUGCAUGGCUCCCCUGCUUAUCUAUUCGUUUCUCAAAUUUUUUCUGUGGAAUUAUUGGGAAUCGCCACCCAUUUGUGCAUUUCAGACAGUUAUUCCAUUUAUUUCUGUCUUUCUGCUGCAUUCGUGGAGUGCAGUUAAUCCCUGCAUUUGUUUUAUCUUUAGCGAGAACUACCGCAACGGCCUCAGGCAAUGUUUUCACUGUAAUGGCCUCGGUCACAGAAAAUCAAGUUUGCAAGACAACUACCAAAUGCAAACGAUGACGAGCUCUUGCAGAGACAGUUCUUUUCAGACCUAUUCAAGUAGCAUACGCACUAUCUCGUACAGCAGAAAAAAUUGAGCAAUAUCAGAAGCCCAUUAUAUAU